UGGCUGCCAGUGUGCCACGGUGACAUGUCACACCUGUGUCCAUGUCCCGUGCCCGCCUGGCAUUGCCAUGUCCAUGUCCUGUGGCCACACGCGUGUCCCCGUGUCCGUGUGUCCCGCCCGUGCCCCCCCCCGCUCUGUCCUCCCCAGCCCCUCCGUGCCCCAGUCUUGGGACCCUGCAGGGGGACAGUGACAGAGUGCUGGCACGUGUCCCCUGGCCGUGGCGGGGGGGCCGCAGGGUCCUGCGUGCCCGUGGGUCUGUCACGCGUGAGGGAGGAGCCACCAGCCCCCCUCGGGCUAUAAAACCCCGGGCGGGUGCAGGAGCCGCCGUGUCCCCGGCACUGUCACCCCACUGCCAGGCCCUGCCUGUCACCUCUGCCUCCGCCAUCAUGGUGACGUCCCCGCGGCCGUGGCGCGCGCUGGUGGCCGUGUCCCUCUGUGCCCUGCUGUGCCUGGCGGCCGCGUACCCCCCGAAACCCGAGAGCCCCGGCGACGACGCGUCCCCCGAGGAGAUGGCCCGGUACUUCUCGGCCCUCCGCCACUACAUCAACCUGGUCACGCGGCAGAGGUACGGGAAACGCGCCAGCCCCGGCGCCGCGGUGACGGAGCUGCUCCUGGGGGCCGGCAGUGACAGGUCACGGUACGAUGACGACUCCUCGUGGUGACCGCCCCGCCCAGCCCCCCCUGCCCCCCAAACCCUCCCCAUCUCUCCGGGACCCCCCAGGGGACCCAGGGCCAGCGCAGGAUCCCCCGCUGGAAGGCCGGCGACCCCCAGAACCCGGCCCGGGGGGCAUCCCUCUGCCGGGGGGAGCCCCGACCCCGUCCCCUCCCCACCGCUGCCGGGGGGUCCCGCGUGGUCCCUGCACGGCCCCGCAGCGACAAUAAAGAGCG
Messenger RNA from Haemorhous mexicanus (house finch), 888 nucleotides. RefSeq lists its product as uncharacterized. NCBI's taxonomy places the organism in Eukaryota, Metazoa, Chordata, Aves, Passeriformes, Fringillidae. The record is from RefSeq and is a predicted model, not a curated record. Gene Ontology annotation, biological process: neuropeptide signaling pathway; feeding behavior. Gene Ontology annotation, molecular function: neuropeptide hormone activity; neuropeptide Y receptor binding. The coding region runs from base 42 to 662 and encodes 206 amino acids. The transcript is spliced from 4 exons. Gene Ontology annotation, cellular component: extracellular region.